Molecule: messenger RNA, 2275 nt
Organism: Gavialis gangeticus (Gharial)
Lineage: Eukaryota; Metazoa; Chordata; Crocodylia; Gavialidae
Product: sodium- and chloride-dependent GABA transporter 2
Exons: 15
Coding region: 127-1938 (603 amino acids)
Biological process (GO): neurotransmitter transport; sodium ion transmembrane transport
Cellular component (GO): plasma membrane
Molecular function (GO): gamma-aminobutyric acid:sodium:chloride symporter activity
Source: RefSeq, a predicted model, not a curated record
UGCUUUCACAUUUCCCUCCGGCCAGAUCCCUGACAGCUCAUUUCUUAAGCCUGAACUGCUAACCUGUUACGUGAAAUAUUAUAUAAACACCGUGACAAAAAACAGCAGCACUCCUUUGAAGGUGGGAUGGAUUACAGAGUCCCUGGUGCAGUUAGCAAUGGAGAGACAAUACCUGUUCAUCGAAGCAUGGAAAAGAAGGAAGAAGAGGAGAAUCGAACGCUGGAACGAGGCCAGUGGAACAACAAGCUGGAAUACGUGCUGUCUGUGGCUGGAGAGAUCAUUGGCCUGGGGAAUGUCUGGAGGUUCCCUUACCUCUGUUACAAGAAUGGUGGAGGUGCCUUCUUCAUCCCCUACCUCAUCUUCCUCUUCACCUGUGGGAUUCCAGUGUUUUUCCUGGAGACAGCACUAGGGCAGUAUACCAGCCAGGGUGGGGUCACAGCAUGGCGGAGGCUUUGCCCUCUCUUUGAAGGAAUUGGUUAUGCCUCCCAGGUGAUCGUCAUACUCCUGAACUUCUAUUACAUUAUUGUCCUGGCCUGGGCUUUAUUUUAUCUCUUCAGUUCAUUCACCAUAGAUCUUCCCUGGGGCAGCUGUGACCAUGAAUGGAACACAGGGAACUGCAUGGAAUUUCAGAAGACAAACUCUUCUCUAAAUGUGACGACUGAAAAUGCCACCUCCCCUGUCAUUGAAUUCUGGGAGAGGAGAGUGUUAAAGAUUUCCAGUGGCAUAGAGCACAUGGGGAGCCUGCGCUGGGAGCUGGCACUUUGCCUCCUGCUUGCAUGGAUCAUUUGCUACUUCUGCAUCUGGAAGGGAGUCAAGUCCACAGGCAAGGUGGUAUACUUCACUGCUACGUUCCCAUACCUUAUGCUCGUAGUUCUGCUGAUCAGGGGAGUCUCUCUGCCAGGAGCUUUCCAGGGGAUCCUGUUCUAUCUUUACCCAGACCUCACUCGUCUCAGGGACCCCCAGGUAUGGAUGGAUGCAGGCACUCAGAUCUUCUUUUCUUAUGCCAUUUGUUUGGGAUGCCUGACAGCUUUGGGCAGCUACAACAAAUACCAUAACAACUGUUACAGGGACUGCAUCGCUCUGUGUUUUCUGAACAGUGGCACAAGUUUUGUGGCUGGCUUUGCAAUCUUUUCCAUCUUGGGCUUUAUGGCUGAGGAGCAGGGAGUGCCUAUUUCUGAGGUAGCUGAGUCAGGGCCUGGUCUGGCAUUUAUUGCUUACCCUCGAGCAGUGGUCAUGCUGCCUUUUUCCCCACUCUGGGCCUGCUUUUUCUUCCUGAUGGUCGUUUUGCUUGGACUGGAUAGCCAGUUUGUCUGUGUGGAGAGCCUGGUGACAGCCCUUGUUGAUAUGUAUCCUAACAUCUUCCGGAAGAAAAACCGCCGAGAGACCCUCAUUCUACUUGUUUCCAUCCUUUCAUACCUGAUAGGACUGAUUAUGCUUACUGAGGGCGGGAUGUAUGUUUUCCAGCUAUUUGAUUAUUAUGCUGCCAGUGGCAUGUGCCUGCUCUUCGUUGCCAUCUUUGAGACGCUCUGUAUUGGCUGGGUGUACGGAGCUGACCGUUUCUAUGAUAAUAUUGAAGACAUGAUUGGCUACCGGCCAUGGCCUCUCAUCAAGUACUGCUGGUUAUUCAUCACACCAGCGGUCUGCCUGGCAACCUUCCUGUUCUCUUUGAUUAAAUACACACCACUGACUUACAACAAGAAGUAUGUAUACCCCUGGUGGGGAGAUGCACUGGGCUGGCUGCUGGCCCUCUCAUCCAUGGUGUGCAUCCCUCUUUGGAUCCUCUACAAGCUCUCCACAAUCAAGGGCUCCCUGAGAAAGAGGUUUCGCCAGUUAAUAUGCCCAGCUGAGGACCUGUCUUCCAGGCUGGGUGUGGGGCAGCCCCCUCCUUCCACCAGAGCUGGUAUCUUAAUGCUGACAGAGCUUGGUUCUAACUGCUAGGGCCCGCACAGCCCUGUGGAUUGUUGUGUGCACCCCUUCUACCUGUCUGAUAACCCAAUGAUUCUCCUCUUGCCAAGGGGAGAGGGACUUGUGAGCCAGCCUCCCUUUCCUGGAAGAUUUGAUGUGCUCAGCAGGGGCUGCCAUGGAACGGUCACCAGGGACACUGUGGAGCGAAUGAUGCACCUUAAUUCCUUCCCUGGAGAAUGUGUCCCGGAGCCAAUUCAAGCCAGGACUGAGCCCUGGAGUGGAGAUGGUUGGAGUCUUACAGAGGGGCGUUUUUUCCCAUGUGGACUUUGGGGACUUCUCCAUUCAUUCCAUUAAACACUUGUUCUUUCUA